Molecule: messenger RNA, 1199 nt
Organism: Hypomesus transpacificus
Lineage: Eukaryota; Metazoa; Chordata; Actinopteri; Osmeriformes; Osmeridae
Product: gamma-aminobutyric acid receptor-associated protein
Exons: 4
Coding region: 155-523 (122 amino acids)
Biological process (GO): autophagosome assembly; cellular response to nitrogen starvation; macroautophagy
Cellular component (GO): autophagosome; autophagosome membrane; cytosol
Molecular function (GO): ubiquitin protein ligase binding; GABA receptor binding
Source: RefSeq, a predicted model, not a curated record
AUUCGCACUGAAAAAUAACAGAGCCCGCAGCCGCCAAACAAGCUAGCAAACGACUGUCGUGUUGUCAUCUCUGUCGGACUGGGGUGUUACAAAUUGAGAAAUCUCGACCAGACAUCAAAUAUCAACCUACUAACAGCCUGUCAUUUCUUUGACAAUGAAGUUCCAGUACAAAGAGGAGCAUCCAUUUGAAAAGAGACGGUCUGAGGGCGAGAAAAUUAGGAAGAAGUAUCCUGACAGGGUCCCUGUAAUUGUGGAAAAGGCUCCCAAAGCAAGAAUAGGAGAUCUGGACAAGAAGAAAUACCUUGUUCCUUCCGACCUGACAGUUGGCCAGUUUUACUUCCUCAUCCGGAAACGAAUCCACCUGCGAGCUGAGGAUGCCCUCUUUUUCUUUGUUAACAACGUAAUUCCCCCCACCUCCGCAACUAUGGGACUGUUAUACCAAGAGCACCACGAAGAAGAUUUCUUCCUCUAUAUUGCCUACAGUGAUGAGAGCGUCUAUGGGGACAGCCAAUUAGAAAUCUAAACACCCUUCCCACCCAAACCCCCUUUCACACCCAAAUCCUCCACCCUGUCUCCAUCUAAAUACUUAAUCCAGCUCAGCAGCCUAGAGUUCCCAGAGCAAAUAUAUCAGAUGCACUUUUACACCCCCUCCCUACCUCUUUAUUAGUAUUCUACAGUCUGAAUUUUAUCUUCCUACAGGAUUCUUCUGCAAGGACUUGAAGUUGAUUGGUCAAGUGGUCAGUUUUGGUAGCGCUUUGAUUAUGCAUUUUCUGAUGUCACAUUAAACGUGGUUUGAACUGGGCCAUUAAUAAUUGCCAUUCUAAAGAUAUGGGAAAAAGGUAGUUUGUAUGUUAUGUAAGAGGUUAAAUUCCAGUUGGCAAAGUAAUAUAUAAUUUUCAUUGAUGUGUUGAAAUGGUAAUGUUUGACUGGAAUGGAAUAGAAUUCAGACUGAACAAUCAUUUCCCCCUCUGGCUCUGCUUUCAAUGGUAAAAUCUAUUAUUUAGAUUGAUUGCUAUUAUGAUUAUGGUUGUUGUUAAUGUACUUGAUUUUUAGAUGGCCUAAUUUCUAAGGUAUUGUAACACUCAGUGCAACUUUCCUUUUUUAAGUUUUUGUUUUUUUAAAGAUGUGAACUCAGUAUAGCUGCGUUACUGGCGCUCUCCACUUAUGACCAUACAUGAUAAAAAUGUGAUAAACCCAAA